Molecule: messenger RNA, 1794 nt
Organism: Zasmidium cellare ATCC 36951
Lineage: Eukaryota; Fungi; Ascomycota; Dothideomycetes; Mycosphaerellales; Mycosphaerellaceae
Exons: 2
Coding region: 1-1794 (597 amino acids)
Source: RefSeq, a predicted model, not a curated record
AUGACGACCCUCCCCAUAUCCGGCAUCCUCCUCGAAGCAGAAGAAUUCCAGGACUACGGCGGGUGGACCAUGGAUUCCCAAUUCAGCCUCGAAAUGGGCUCUCCCUACCUCCUCGCGCACGGGAACGGCGUCCCGGUCGCCGACGCAGUCACAACCUCCUACAUCCCCCUGCCUGACCAGGGCGACUACCACAUCUGGAUUCGAGCCAAAGACUGGGUCCCGGGACACCAUCCCGGAAGGUUCCAAGUCACCAUCGACGACACGACGCUCGAGACGGUCUUUGGGGCGAAUGAUCGCGAUUGGAGCUGGGAGUAUGGCGGGAAGGUGGAGAUGCCGCCUGGGGAGUUUACUGUGAGACUGCAUGAUCUGACGGGGUUUGGUUCCCGAUGCGAUGAGAUUUUUUUGAGUCAGGAUACGGUUCCGCCGCCGGAGUUUGUGGAGCCUGUGAAGGAUAUCGAGCAGGAUUGGCGAAGGGGGAUGAGGAGAAUACCGCGGGAGCCGGUGCUGGGUGGGGAGUUUGAUGUUAUCGUCGUGGGGGGCGGGUUGGUGGGUUGUGUGGCGGCUGUUACGGCUGCGAGGUUAGGGGAGAGGGUUGCGGUUGUUCAGGACCGACCGAAGUUGGGGUUGAGGGGGCCGUUAGUCGAGGAGAUGGUGAAGAGGGGGGAGGAUGGGGAUAUUCAUGCGCGGGAGAUUUUGGAAGGGAUGGAGAAUGUGGAGCUGUGGAUGGAGCAUACUGUCUUUAAUACGAUUAGUAAGCGUUCGAAGAUCCUCUCUAUCGAUGUCCGGGAUGCAAGAACUGGCCGUGAGACUCGUUUAUCUGCCCCGAACUAUAUCGACUGCUCUGGGAAAUGCAUACUGGGUCUUCUCUGCGGCGCCGAGACCAUGUCAGGACGUGAGCCUCGCGCCAAAUACAACGAAAGUCUCGCCCCUCGGCGAGGCGAUAACUUCCACCACGGCAAUACCGUCUUCUUCCGCACGAGCAUGGCAGACUCCCCCGUCCCCUUCCCAACAGACAUCCCCUGGGCGACAGAAGUAGCCAAAGACUACGCAAACCUCGGAGGCCAACUCAUCACCCCAGGGACAGAAAAUGGACCCGGUCCAACCAUCGACGAGAAACCGCACUCUCAUAGUCCCAUCGCCAGGAUGCAAAUCCCCUGCACCCACUUCUGGGAAUACGGCCAAUGGCUAGACCCCUACACCCAAGGCGAGACCAUCCGCGACCACCUCUGGCGCGCCAUCUACGGCACGCUCGCCAACAUCAAAUCCCACUCCACUGAAUACGCCGACCUGCACCUCGAGCACGUCGCCUUCGUAGCCGGCCAAGGCGCCUUCAACCGCUACCGAGGCGACUACAUCCUCUCCGAGCCGGACAUCCGCAGCCAUAGACCCUUCCCAGACGCCGUCGUGCAGAACGUCUCUCAGUUUUGUCUGCAUUAUCCGGGGGACACGAAGUAUGAUUUCCGGCUGCAGCAUUGGACGUAUGAUGAGCGGGAUGGCUCGCCGUAUGAGAUUCCGUUUCGAAGUCUCUACUCGUGUAAUGUGGAGAAUUUGCUCUUUGCGGGGAAGCAUAUCUCGACGACGCAUAUUGCUGGCGCGAGCACGAAGCAUAUGGGGUGUGGGAGUCAGCAUGGGAUUGCGGUGGGGGUUGCGGCGGCGUUGGCGAGGAAGUAUAAAAUCAGUCCUAGAGAGCUCGGCCGGAAACAUAUGCGCGAACUGCAGAGGCUCGUCGGGACAGUCACCGGCACUGAUAUUGGCGAGAAGACUGCCGGGAAGGUCGAGCGUGCGAAGCUGUAA